UCCACGCCGGACACGAUGCUGCGGCCUGGUCCUCGCGGCCGCCGCCCCCUCUUGCUGGUGCUGCUGCUGCCACUCCUCGCAGCCGCCGCCACCGCCGCCUCUGCCGCCAGCCCCGGCUCCAGCCAGGCCGUCGAGGUGAUGACCCCGGGCCGCCGGGCCGGCAUUGCUGCUUGUCGCUGCUGCCCAGGCCAAUCGCCCAGGAGGAGCCGCUGCUUCAGAGCCUCCUGCAGGGUCCGGAGCUGCCUGCCAGGAAAGUGUGCAGGCCCUCAGCGGUGCCUGACUCCAGUGCCCCGGGCGCUGCCGAGCCCCGGCCCCAGUGCGAGGAAGAGACAGGUGUCCCUGAAUUGGCAGCCACUGACGCUGCAGGAGGCCCGAGCUCUGCUAAGGCGACGUCGGCCCCGCGGGCCGGGGGGCCGGGCCCUGCUGAGAAGGAGGCCCCCACAGCGCGCCCCUGCCGGCCAGGCUCGGGUCCUGUGUCCUUUGAUCUGUCACAACGGCGGUGUGUGCGUGAAGCCUGACCGCUGCCUCUGUCCGCCGGACUUCGCUGGCAAGUUCUGCCAGUUGCAUUCCACGGGUGCCCGGCCACCGGCCCCGGCCAUGCCAGGCCUCACCCGCUCCGUGUACACCAUGCCGCUGGCCAAUCACCGCGACGACGAGCAUGGAGUGGCAUCUAUGGUGAGCGUGCACGUGGAGCACCCUCAGGAGGCGUCUGUGGUGGUGCACCAGGUGGAGCGUGUGUCCGGUCCUUGGGAAGAGGCGGAUGCCGAGGCAGUGGCACGAGCAGAGGCAGCGGCGCGGGCAGAGGCGGCGGCGCCCUACACGGUGCUGGCACAGAGCGCGCCGCGGGAGGACGGCUACUCGGACGCCUCGGGCUUCGGUUACUGCUUUCGGGAGCUGCGCAGAGGCGAAUGUGCGUCCCCGCUUCCCGGGCUCCGGACGCAGGAGGUCUGCUGCAGAGGGGCCGGCUUGGCCUGGGGCGUUCACGACUGUCAGCCGUGCUCCGAGCACCUGGGGAACUCGGACCGCCUGGGCGCCCCAGAUGGACCCUGUCCAACCGGCUUUGAAAGGGUUAAUGGGUCCUGCGAAGAUGUGGAUGAAUGCGCGACGAUUGGGCGCUGCCAGCACGGGGAGUGUGCGAACACGCACGGCGGGUACACAUGCGUGUGCCCCGAUGGCUUCCUGCUCGACUCGUCCCGCAGCAGCUGCAUCUCCCAACACGUGAUCUCAGAGGCCAAGGGGCCCUGCUUCCGCGUGCUGCGCGACGGCGGCUGCUCGCUGCCCAUUCUGCGCAACAUCACCAAACAGAUCUGCUGCUGUAGCCGCGUGGGCAAAGCCUGGGGCCGGGGCUGCCAGCUCUGCCCACCCUUCGGCUCAGAGGGUUUUCGGGAGAUCUGCCCUGCUGGCCCUGGCUACCACUACUCGGCCUCCGACCUCCGCUACAACACCAGACCCCUGGGCCAGGAGCCACCCCGCGUGUCCCUCAGCCAGCCCCGAGCCCCCCCCUCCACCUCUCGACCACCCUCAGGCUUUCUGCCCACCCGUCGCCCAGAACCCCGCCUGGAGCCCCGGCCUGAACCCCGGCCAGGCCCUGAGCUUCCCCUGCCCAGCAUCCCCGCCCGGACUGGUCCUGAGAUCCCUGAAUCAGGUCCCUCCGCGGGCGUGUGUCAGCGCAAUCCCCAGGUCUGCGGCCCGGGACGCUGCAUCCCCCGGCCCAGUGGCUACACCUGCGCCUGCGACUCCGGUUUCCGGCUCACCCCACAGGGCACACACUGCAUCGACGUGGACGAAUGUCGCCGCGUGCCCCCGCCCUGUGCUCCCGGGCGCUGCGAGAACACGCCAGGCAGCUUCCGUUGCGUGUGUGGCCCCGGCUUCCGAGCCGGCCCGCGGGCUGGGGAGUGCCUGGACGUGGACGAGUGCCACCGCGUGCCGCCGCCGUGUGACCGCGGGCGCUGCGAGAACACACCAGGCAGCUUCCUCUGCGUGUGCCCCGCUGGGUACCAGGCUGCGCCCCACGGAGCUGGCUGCCAGGAUGUGGACGAGUGCAUCCAGAGCCCGGGCCUCUGUGGCCGAGGAGCCUGUGAGAACCUGCCCGGCUCUUUCCACUGUGUUUGCCCGGCUGGCUUCCGGGGCUCGGCGUGUGAAGAGGAUGUGGAUGAGUGUGCGCAGGAGCCACCACCCUGCGGGCCAGGCCGCUGUGACAACACGGCAGGCUCCUUCCACUGUGCCUGCCCUGCUGGCUUCCGCUCCCAAGGGCCGGGGGCCCCCUGCCAAGAUGUGGACGAGUGUGCCCGCAGCCCCCCGCCCUGUGCCUACGGCCGGUGUGAGAACACGGAAGGCAGCUUCCAGUGCGUCUGCCCCACGGGCUUCCAACCCAACGCCGCUGGCUCCCAGUGCGAGGAUGUGGAUGAGUGUGAGAACCACCUGGCGUGUCCUGGGCAGGAGUGCGUGAACUCACCAGGCUCCUUCCAGUGCAGGGCCUGUCCUGCUGGCUACCACCUGCACCGUGGCCGAUGUACUGAUGUGGACGAGUGCAGUUCGGGUGCCUCCUGCGGCCCCCACGGGCACUGCACUAACACCGAAGGCUCCUUCCGCUGCAGCUGCGCGGCGGGUUACCGGGCGCCGGCUGGUCGGCCUGGGCCCUGCGCAGACGUGAACGAGUGUCUAGAGGGCGACUUCUGCUUCCCGCAUGGCGAGUGCCUCAACACCGACGGCUCCUUUGCCUGUACUUGUGCCCCCGGCUACCGGCCCGGACCCCGCGGAGCCUCUUGCCUCGACGUGGACGAGUGCAGCGAGGAGGACCUUUGCCAGAGCGGCAUCUGUACCAACACUGACGGCUCCUUCGAGUGCGUCUGUCCUCCGGGACACCGCGCCGGCCCGGACCUGGCCUCCUGCCUAGACGUGGACGAAUGUCGCGAGCGGGGCCCGGCCCUGUGCGGGUCCCAGCGCUGCGAGAAUUCCCCUGGGUCCUACCGCUGUGUCCGCGACUGCGACCCUGGCUACCACGCGGGCCCGGGGGGCACCUGUGACGAUGUGGAUGAAUGCCAAGAAUAUGGCCCAGCGAUUUGUGGGGCCCAGCGCUGUGAGAACACCCCUGGCUCGUACCGCUGCACACCAGCCUGUGACCCUGGCUAUCAGCCCACGCCAGGGGGUGGAUGCCAGGACGUGGACGAAUGCCGGAACCGGUCAUUCUGCGGGGCCCACGCCGUGUGCCAGAACCUGCCCGGCUCCUUCCAGUGCCUCUGUGACCAGGGAUACGAGGGGGCGAGGGACGGGCGUCACUGCGUGGAUGUGAAUGAGUGUGAAACGCUACAGGGUGUGUGUGGAGCUGCCCUGUGUGAGAAUGUCGAAGGCUCCUUCCUCUGUGUCUGUCCCACCAGCCCUGAGGAGUUUGACCCCAUGACCGGACGCUGUGUUCCCCCGCGGACUUCUGCUGGCACAUUUCCGGGCUCACAGCCCCAGGCACCUGCCAGCCCCAGUCUGCCGGCCAGGCCACCCCAGCCACCCCCGCCCCGCCGGCCCAGCACGCCCAGGCAGGGCCCCUUGAGCAGCGGGCGCCGGGAGUGCUACUUUGACACAGCAGCUCCGGAUGCAUGUGACAACAUCCUGGCGCGAAACGUGACGUGGCAGGAGUGCUGCUGCACUGUGGGCGAGGGCUGGGGCAGCGGCUGCCGCAUCCAGCAGUGCCCGAGCACCGAGACAGCCGAGUACCAGUCAUUGUGCCCUCACGGCCGCGGCUACCUGGUACCCAGCGGAGACCCCAGCCUCCGGAGAGACGUGGACGAGUGCCAGCUCUUCCGAGACCAGGUGUGCAAGAGCGGCGUGUGCGUGAACACUGCCCCAGGCUACUCAUGCUAUUGCAGCAACGGCUACUACUAUCAUGCCCAGCGACUGGAGUGCAUCGAUAACGACGAGUGCGCGGACGAGGAGCCGGCCUGUGAGGGCGGCCGCUGCGUCAACACCAUCGGCUCCUAUCACUGCACGUGCGAGCCUCCGCUGGUGCUGGACGGCUCGCGGCGCCGCUGCGUCUCCAACGAGAGCCAGAGCCUCGACGACAAUCUGGGGGUGUGCUGGCAGGAGGUGGGGGCUGACCUCGUGUGCAGUCGCCCUCGGCUGGACCGCCAGGCCACCUACACGGAGUGCUGCUGCCUCUACGGCGAGGCCUGGGGCAUGGACUGCGCCCUCUGCCCCGCCCAGGACUCAGAUGACUUUGAGGCCCUGUGCAAUGUGCUGCGCCCCCCUGCGUACGGUCCCGUGCGGCCAGGUGGCUUUGGACUCCCCUACGAGUAUGGCCCAGACCUAGGUCCACCUUACCAGGGCUUUCCGUAUGGGCCCGAGUUGUACCCGCCCCCCGUGCUACCCUACGACCCCUACCCACCACCACCUGGGCCCUUCGCGCGCCGAGAGGCCCCCUACGGGGCGCCACCCUUCGACAUGCCCGACUUUGAGGACGACGGUGGCCCCUACGGUGACUCUGAGGCUCCUGCUCCACCCGGCCCGGGCCCCCGCUGGCGCUAUCGGCCCCGCGACACCCGCGGCUCCUUCCCCGAGCCUGAGGAGUCGCCUGAAGGUGGAGGCUAUGCUGGCACCCUGGCCGGGCCCUACGAGGGGCUGGAGGCGGAAGAAUGCGGGAUCCUGGACGGCUGCGCGCACGGCCGCUGCGUGCGUGUCCCCGAGGGCUUCACCUGCGACUGCUUCGACGGCUACCGCCUGGACAUGACCCGCAUGGCCUGCGUCGACAUCAACGAGUGUGACGAGGCCGAGGCGGCCUCCCCGCUGUGCGUCAACGCGCGCUGCGUCAACACCGACGGCUCCUUCCGCUGUGUCUGCCGCCCGGGAUUCGCACCCUCGCACCAGCCACACCACUGCACGCCCGCCCGGCCCCGAGCCUGAGCCCAGGCCUGCCCACCCGGCGCCUGCGCACUCGGGGCCCUGCCCCGCGGUCCCGCCCGCCCACCUACGCGCAUGCGCAGAGGGACGCCUGCCUGGUUGGAGAGUACAGACAGACCGAUGGGAGGAAGGACGCCCUUCACUGUUCCCGCCACCCCCAGCCCCGUCUACCCCCGCCACGGGGCCCGGGACUAGCCCACGGUCCCCUUCACAUUCCCUCUCCUUUUUAUAAAACUUUUCAAUUAAAAAACACCUAUUUUGUACCUUC
Molecule: messenger RNA, 5155 nt
Organism: Equus caballus (horse)
Lineage: Eukaryota; Metazoa; Chordata; Mammalia; Perissodactyla; Equidae
Gene: LTBP4
Product: latent transforming growth factor beta binding protein 4
Molecular function (GO): transforming growth factor beta binding; calcium ion binding
Source: RefSeq, a predicted model, not a curated record